Molecule: messenger RNA, 1737 nt
Organism: Ipomoea triloba (trilobed morning glory)
Lineage: Eukaryota; Viridiplantae; Streptophyta; Magnoliopsida; Solanales; Convolvulaceae
Product: cytochrome P450 CYP73A100-like
Exons: 2
Coding region: 32-1627 (531 amino acids)
Molecular function (GO): monooxygenase activity; oxidoreductase activity, acting on paired donors, with incorporation or reduction of molecular oxygen; heme binding
Source: RefSeq, a predicted model, not a curated record
GCUAGCAAGCUUUGAUUUUCAUCUCAUAAACAUGGCUAAACUUCUUAGCAAGUCCAUUUUUGGUACCAUUCUUGCAAUUGCAAUUGCACUCCUUUCCUCAUCCAACAUGCUUAAUCUCAAGUCACUAUCAUUACUUCUCCCUUUGCUUCUCCUAAUUGUCCACCUCUUUCGGUCCUCCAAGCCCCCGUCCAAUCUACCACCGGGACCACGCACGGUCCCCGUGUUCGGCAACUGGCUCCAAGUGGGCAAUGACUUGAACCAUAGGAUGCUGGCAGACAUGUCACGCACUUAUGGCCCGCUCUUUUUUCUGAAACUUGGCUCGAAAGACUUGGUCGUAGUGUCGAACCCUGAGCUAGCAACCCAAGUGUUGCACGCGCAGGGGGUGGAGUUUGGGUCACGGCCACGCAACGUGGUGUUCGACAUCUUCACCGGGAACGGUCAGGACAUGGUGUUCACCAUCUACGGGGAGCACUGGAGAAAAAUGCGGCGGAUCAUGACGCUCCCAUUCUUCACCAACAAAGUUGUUCACCAGUACAGUGGGAUGUGGGAGAAUGAGAUGGAGUUGGUGGUCCAUGACUUGAGAAGGGAUGAGAGGGUGAGAGUUGAAGGGUUGGUGAUCAGAAAAAGGCUGCAGUUGAUGCUGUACAACAUCAUGUACCGCAUGAUGUUUGACGCCAAAUUUGAGUCUCAAGAUGACCCCUUGUUCAUUCAGGCAACUAGGUUCAACUCGGAGAGAAGCAGAUUGGCUCAGAGCUUUGAGUACAACUAUGGCGAUUUCAUCCCUCUGCUUAGGCCAUUUUUAAGAGGUUAUCUUAACAAGUGCAGAGACUUGCAGAAAAGGAGAUUGGCAUUUUUCAACAAUUACUUUGUUGAAAAGAGAAGGAAAAUAAUGGGUGCAAAUGGGGAAAACCACAAGAUAAGCUGUGCAAUAGAUCACAUAAUAGAUGCAGAAAUGAAGGGAGAGAUCAGUGAACAAAAUGUGCUGUACAUUGUGGAGAACAUCAAUGUUGCGGCAAUUGAGACAACUCUAUGGUCCAUGGAGUGGGCCAUAGCUGAGCUGGUCAACCAUCCCACCGUCCAACAAAAGAUCAGAGAUGAAAUCUCAACCGUCCUGAAAGGGGGAGCAGUCACAGAAUCUAACCUGCAUGAAUUGCCAUACCUACAAGCCACAAUCAAUGAAACCUUAAGGUUACACACACCAAUACCUUUGCUAGUACCUCAUAUGAACCUUGAGGAGGCUAAGUUGGGUGGUUUUACCAUUCCUAAGGAGACAAAAGUGGUUGUGAAUGCAUGGUGGCUGGCUAACAACCCUGAAUGGUGGAAGAAUCCAACCGAGUUUCGGCCAGAGCGGUUUAUGGAGGAAGAAGGUGGCAUUGAGGCUGCAGUUGCCGGCGGCAAAGUUGAUUUCCGGUACUUGCCGUUUGGCAUGGGGAGGCGGAGCUGCCCCGGGAUCAUCCUCGCCAUGCCAAUUCUGGGGCUACUCGUUGCCAAGCUCGUCACCAAUUUCGAGAUGAAGCCUCCUUGUGGAGACGAAAAGAUUGAUACAAGUGAGAAAGGAGGACAGUUCAGUCUGCACAUUGCAAAACAUUCCACUGUUGUCUUUAAACCUAUUGCAAAAUCAUCAUGAUGCUCCUGCUCCUGCUGCAUUUCAACUACUACACCUUUUGAUUUGUUCAUUUUAUGUACGAUAGUACCAUACAAUCCAUCAAUAAAAUUCCACUCUGUUUUUGCAAGAAA